AUGCUGUUGGAGCGGGUCGAGGGCGGGCGCCACGUCGGCGCCGGGGACCUGGCGGCCUGCUCGGCCGCGCUCUGCAGGCUGCACGCCAUGGGGAUCCUGCACGACGACACCAGCCGGCACAACUUCCUGCUGGACGUUGAGAUGGAUGGCCUGAUGGCGCAGUUAGAGGAGGAGAUGGGCCGCGGGUCGAAGCUGACGUGCUGA
Molecule: messenger RNA, 204 nt
Organism: Gaeumannomyces tritici R3-111a-1
Lineage: Eukaryota; Fungi; Ascomycota; Sordariomycetes; Magnaporthales; Magnaporthaceae
Exons: 2
Coding region: 1-204 (67 amino acids)
Source: RefSeq, a predicted model, not a curated record